AUGAGACCAGAUGAUAUUAACCCCCGGACUGGAUUGGUGGUGGCUUUUUGCAGCAUCUUCUUGGUUUUUGGGUUUAUGUUUACAGUCUCGGGAUUGAAGGGUGAGACUUUGGGGGAUAUUCCCUUAUUGGCCAUUGGGUUAGCGCUAUUCUUGCCUGGAAUUGGCGCAAUCAUGUUGGCUAGAAAGACUGACGGUUGUACAAAUUGCCUGUGUUGCACGCAGUGUUGUCGCAGGAAAAAGGAAAAGAAUAAGGAAGGCUCAGAGUUGCUGGAAGUCCCUUGGGACCUGGAGUCUGGGAAAGGGGGCUGCAAUGACUGGGACAAAGAUAGGCAUCUGAGAUCAGGGGAGGAUUCUGUGUCCACAACAACCACUGUUGGGGAAUCCCGGAGUCUGAUCCGAAAGGUGGACCAAGAAGAGGUGAUACGUUACCUUGAGGCUUGCUAUCCUUCCAGUGUCUUCACCAGGGUCCGGGAUGUCACCUCUUACAAUGUCCUAGAUCACAUGUGUGCCCCCAGAGACAGCGUUGCCUACAUUGCAGCUCGUAACAGUGUGGUAUAUCUGCCUAGAGACAGCAUUGUCGUCUACACACACAGGGACAGCACUCCCUAUGGAAGGUACUGCUGCUACAUCAACCCAGUGAAUUUCAGCUGGAGCCAUGAGACUGUAGUCUGACUGCAUUUUCAGGGAUUAUGGCUCUCUCUAGGGUUUGAAUUGCAUGAAGCUCUUUGAUAUAGGUUUGAAGAAUGGAAGGUGAUUGAUGCUUGGCCUUCCAUUUGUGCCUGACACUGUACUAAAAUAUAAAGAUAUAAUAUAAUAUAAUAUAAAGUAUCCACCAAGUCAACAUUUGCUAGGAAUUUCAUGUUGUUUUUUGUUUUAGAGAUAAAGAAAAACAUAAAAACAUGGGGAAGUAUUAGUUGUUUCCACUGCAUAAAAAAAGAAAAACAUUAUCAAUAUGAAAUGAGUAAGAAUGGUUUAUGUCUGUUUCAUAAUGCAGUUGUGUUAUUAGUUGCAGCAUCAUUUAAGAAAACAUGUUUUAGUGUCACUGAGCUAAAGUAAAUACAACAUCCUCUGUGAAACUGCGUGACUAGCUUGUAUGGUGUUGUCGUCUGAUAGGAAGGGAUUUGGUUUUUUCUAUUUAGUCACUUUAUGAUUUCUAAGCAGGUAUCCUGUACAGCAAUACAAAUCUCACCGCUGCUGAUACUUCUGAUACUAAAGUGCCA
Molecule: messenger RNA, 1220 nt
Organism: Acipenser ruthenus (sterlet)
Lineage: Eukaryota; Metazoa; Chordata; Actinopteri; Acipenseriformes; Acipenseridae
Product: transmembrane protein 215-like
Exons: 1
Coding region: 1-672 (223 amino acids)
Source: RefSeq, a predicted model, not a curated record